Molecule: messenger RNA, 1539 nt
Organism: Adineta steineri
Lineage: Eukaryota; Metazoa; Rotifera; Eurotatoria; Adinetida; Adinetidae
Source: the annotation of a GenBank genome assembly
AUGUCGAAUAAUCCAAAUGAACCCAUACCAACGGUGCGUCUUCACCAUCACCAACAACAACGACCACCACCAGUUACAGUUGAUGGUGAUACGAUGGAACGAUUAUUUCAAGCAUUAUUCUAUCGUAUUGCUGUUCUCUAUGCUCGAACCAUUCCAAAACACAUUCGUCGAAUAGGUGAAACGGCAAUACUUGUUAUGGCAAUCAUUUGUAUGACUUUACUUAUUUAUCUUCAUAUUGUAAUUAAUCAAAAACCAUUGACGUGUCUUUCGCAUCUACAUAAUAAUUGGCCAAAACAAGGUGUACUUCGUAUUGAAUUAUUUUUUGAAUCUCCACCGAAAGAUUAUAGUCUUGAACAAUCGUAUGCGAAAGAAUUUUACAAUUAUUAUAAUAAUAAUAGUGAAGAACAUCUUUUCUUAGCAAAACAAAAUGAAUCUAUUUCUCCUAUAAGUAAAAACUCGGUUGAACAAACAAAAAAUGAUCUAUUAGAAAAAUCUUAUCCAAAUAUGAGUAUUCGUUCUUCUUUAUUGUCAUCACUUGAUCGUACAAAUGAAUUUUUAACUGAAAAUGAAACAAUAAAAAGUGCACAACUUAUUGAUAAUAAUGAUACAGAAGAUAAUGAAUCAAUAUUUAAUUUGAUAUAUAAUUAUUUAUUUGAUUUUGAUUGGCUUCAACAAUUAUUAAUUGAAGAACAACAUAUCCUUGAAUAUUCACUUGAGUAUGGAUUUUUACGUUUAUCACCAAAAACAAGAAAAAGACUUAAUAUUGAAGUUUUACUUGUUACGCUAGAUAUGACAAAUAAUACAUGUUUUGGUGGUAGUUUAAAUCGAUUUAUACUUGAUCAAUUUCUUGGUUAUCAAGAAAUAUUGAUGUCUGGCAUAAAACAAUUAGCUGAAAAAGAAGCUCAUAAAGGUUAUGUUCGAAAUGUAAUGACACAAGAUCAUUUUCGUUUUGUUAGUACAUUACAAAAUCGUCGAUGGUGGACUUAUCUAGUUGCUUUAUUUAUUAUGGUUAUAUUCACAAUUAGUAUCUCAAUGCUUCUUCGUUAUUCACAUUUUCAAAUCUUUCUUUUCAUUGUUGAUCUUCUACGUAUGAUGGAACAUAAUGCAUCUGUUGUGUUUCCUGCUGCACCAUUAUUAACAGUGAUAUUAGCAUUGAUUGGUAUGGAAGCAAUUAUGUCGGAAUUUUUUAAUGAUGCAUCAACUGCUUUUUAUAUUAUUCUUGUUGUGUGGAUAUCAGAUCAAUAUGAUAGUAUAUGUUGCCAUACACCACUAAGUAAACGUCACUGGGUUCGAUUUUUUUAUUUAUAUCAUUUUGCAUUUUAUGCAUAUCAUGCUCGAUAUAAUGGUCAAUAUUCAGGUUUAGCAUUAGUAACAAGCUGUUGUUUUAUAGUUCAUUCAAUGUUUUAUUUUUUUCAUCAUUUUGAAUUACCUGUUAUUGAAGCUCAACUUGUUCAUGUAGUUGUUGAUCAAAAUAGUGCAACACAACCAUCGACGCCAACAACAGAGAGAAAUGAAGGAGAAACUUCACCAACAUCUUGA